Messenger RNA from Drosophila miranda, 1443 nucleotides. RefSeq names its product GRB10-interacting GYF protein 2-like. The record is from RefSeq and is a predicted model, not a curated record. Lineage: Eukaryota; Metazoa; Arthropoda; Insecta; Diptera; Drosophilidae. The transcript has 4 exons. Bases 1 to 1443 code for a protein of 480 amino acids.
AUGCUGCCGAUACGCAAAGUCGGCGGCAGGCGUACCGAGUCGAGCGAGAGGAGCGAAGGGCGCACCGAGGCGGAGAGCGACCUGGAGUUGUUGAGCUGGGAGCCGGCACCGACGAGAAAACGCGCACGCGAGGCGAAGGGGGAGGAGGCCCGCACCAGCAAGCGCGAGGAGCCCCGCACCGGCAACCGCGAGAAUCCCCACGCCAGCAAGCGCGAAGAGCGGUCGGAGGGAAGAAGCAGGAGGCGCACGGUGACGCGGAGGGAGGAGCCCAGAGAGGGGAGGCCAUUGAAGCGGUCGUCCACGCGUUCGACGCGUACGGCCAAGAGAGAGGAGUCGUCGGCACGCACCAGGGGAAGGUCGACAACGCGGCAAGGAGACCAGCAGUCGACAAACCCACAGGAGGCACGGACGCGGUCGGCGCAGGCCGAAAACGGGAGCGAGGAGCCGCUGCCGACGCAGGCCGAAAACGCGGUCGAGGAGCCGCAGCCAACGCAGGCCGAAAUCGCGGCAAACGACGCGGCCGCUGAGGCGCGACGCCUCGCGGAAUGGCGCCGUCGCAUCGCGCUGGCCGCAUCGAAGGAGGAGCUGAGGCAACGGCGCGUAUGGGAGGACGCCCUGGCGCUGGCCAAGAGGCUGAAGGCCGGGCAGGAGGCCGAAAAGGCGGCCCAAGAAGCGGAAGUGGAGUGCCACAAGCGAUACGCCGCGCACCACGAUGAGGAGGAGGCGGAGUGCCCGCCAGCGCCGAAGGCGGCUCGAGUCCAGUCGCCCGAAGAAGAUUGGCAGCAGAGGCUGCGACGAGCCGAGAAAGAGGAAGAAGAGCUCUGGCAACCACCCCCAGAACACGCCGAGUCCGAGGAGGAGCCGCGGCCGCAGGCCCCACAGCCAUCGAGGGCAGAGGAGGAGCUGUUCCAGCGUCGGCCGCCGGCUGAUCAUAAGGAAGGGGAAGCAGCAGACAACGCGCCAGGCCAAGGGGAGCAACAGCAGCAGCAGCAGCAGCAGCAGCAGCACUGGCACGGUCCGCAGGGAGCCGCCAUCGGGCCGUUCGUGUCACAGAAGGUGCGCUCCGCGGUGCGAGAUGGCAUGCUGUGGCACGUGCAAACGCUGCAUAUAUCGUGGGCCUCCGGGCCAGCGCAGCGGCAGCCCGAGCAAGAGACGGAGGAGGCUCGACUGCGGGAGGAGGCACCACGCGCCAGCAACGAGCGGGACCCGAGGCGACGAGCACGGACACAGGAGCCAAAAGGCCCAGCGGUGGCACCCACAGCCGGGGUGUUGCCCGAGGAGUCGCCCGAGGUGACGGCAGACGGCGACGCGGAGGGGCCGGCGAACGCGACGACACCAACGACGGCGGAAGGCCCAGCGGCGGCACCCACAGUCGGCAACAUGAUCUGCCUCUUGAGCGCGGAUCAGCUAGCUGCCCAAACUGCUGAUCAAUCUUUUCCCUAA